GGAAAACCGGGGGUGGUUUUCACUCGCUUCAUCGUUUCGAUCGUGCCCCACGAAGCAACAGAGCCAAGACAGAGCAACACAAAGACGGAGACCGGCAAAAAGAGAGAGGGAUCCAUUCAUCGUCUUUUCCUCGUAUUUUGCUCGGUGAAUCUAAUUCUUGUUUUCUGGGGUCUGCUUUGUUCCCACUCGUAAUGGAUGAAGAUGCCAGCAGCCCACCAGAGAUGAGCAGCUUUCAAGCCAUUAAAGCCCUCUACGGCAACAUUAGUGACUUAAACAAGAAAAGGAAAUUGGAAGUUGAGCAGUUGGACUUGCCUUCAGCGAAGCACAAGUGUUGGGACCAAGGCUGUAGUACCCCGGUAUUAGCCCCCUGUGAGAAUAAGACUCCAGAAAUAGAAUCAGUGGACUUACCUAGAAACAAAUUUUUCGAGAAGAGGGAUAAGAGAAGCAGCUAUGAAGAACCUGAAUCCCAGUUUGAAUCAGCAAAAGGUAGCAACAGCUUCACUGAAGAUGCCGACUCUGAGAUGUCUGUGCAUGAUGAAACUAGUUUGGAAACUAAGUAUGAGAAGUUCAAUGAUAGGCCUUCCACGUCAUCUGCGAAUCAGGAAUUUCCUGUUUCACAGGAUAAUAAGAACCACUUGGAUGGUUUGACUGUUAGUCAUCAUGGUGAAGAUAAAGGAAAAUCGAUUGUUGGAAUAGAAGAGCAUAGAUCUGAAUAUAUUGAUGAGGAACCCCAAUUCUCUGAGACACUCGAGGAACACCUCUUAGAAUUCGGGUGUCAUUUAGGAUACACUUGCUCAGAGUAUGGAAAUGACUGCUCACAGCAAUGUGCAGCUAAGGAGGAAGAUGAAUUUUUCGGGCUAAUUCGAGGUAAUUAUGUUCUCUCUUCGGGGCAAUUGAGCAUGAAUGAAGAGACGCAGAGUGCUCCUAGAAAACCAACCAUUGAUCAAGAAUUCGAGGAGUACUUCUCCUCGCUUAUGAUGUAGCUUUUCCCAGUGAAGCUGAUUGUUCUUUGUAUAUAUGUGUGAAUUGUAUGGCAGAUCCUAGUUGUGUAGGGAAACUAGAAAGCUCACUUCUUCUUUAACUAUCCUAAUGUCCGAUGUUUUCCUUCAGAGAUUCAGAUAUGAAAAUGAUGUAAUUUUGAAAUGUCAUUAAAGCUUUAAUUUUCUGGUCA
This is a messenger RNA of Punica granatum (pomegranate), 1171 nucleotides long. The record is from RefSeq and is a predicted model, not a curated record. NCBI's taxonomy places the organism in Eukaryota, Viridiplantae, Streptophyta, Magnoliopsida, Myrtales, Lythraceae.